Ectocarpus siliculosus is the source of this 2301-nucleotide messenger RNA. The record is from the annotation of a GenBank genome assembly. NCBI's taxonomy places the organism in Eukaryota, Phaeophyceae, Ectocarpales, Ectocarpaceae.
AUGUCGAGCCACAGAGAUGCCGCAGCAGCAGCACCGCCGGCCGGUUCACGCGACGAAGAGGAUGCAGUGCCACGGGCAGGCGUGCAGUGGGAGGAGGAUGAGGAGGAGGAGGAGGAAGAAGACGGGGAAGCUAUGAGUGGUGUCAAGCAAUCGGCCAGAGACAUCUUCGACCGCGUGCAGGGGCGGCGCUGGCCGGCCAUGCCCUCCUUCUCCUUCGGGGGAAUCCUCGGCGGAGAGGCCGGCAUAACCGACGCGAUGAACACCGCCAGCGGCGACAAUGGCGUUGAGGAAGGAGGGCCAUCAGGCGGGGGAAUCGUGGACGCUUGGUGGCGGUCUUUCGCCCGAAGUCCUGGCGGCGUUCGGCGGUUUUGGAUGGUAAUCGGAGGCGUUCUCGUCGCCGUGCUCAUAGCGGUGGCGCUGAACGGGGGCGGGGACGGCGAUGUGGAAGGGGACAGGUCUCCCCUAUCUGCGGGGACCCCCCGACACCGAAUCAGCGGGGCCCCUGGCAGCGGCGGCAGCACCAGCACCAGCGGGAGCGCGGAGGGUCCAGGGUCGUACGCGGGGCCAUCCCCUCUACGGCAACGCCUCCAGCACGUGGCCGACACCGCGCUGGCCGACGGGAUAACGCUGCCCAUGCACACCACCUUCGAGGCUCUGGAGGCCAAGGCUGCCAUUGCAACCCCACCAGCAUCCGCGGCAAGCGACGAUCCCUUCGACCCUAGGGUGCUCGAUCCCCGCAUGGAACUGCCCCCGUCCCACUCCUUGGUACUGAACAAGUUCAACACCGUGAGGAACCACGCCUUGAUCAUCACCACGGAGUUCCAGUCGCAGCAAGAGGCCCUCACGGAGGAAGAUUUUGGCGCCUGGUACCGGGUGGUGGAAGAACUCCCUGGCGUUGGUUUCUACAACUCGGCGGUGGACGCGGGGGCUAGCCAGAGGCACAAGCACAUGCAGGUCAUCCCCGAUGAUGCCCUCUGGGACUACCGACCGGCGGCCAACGAGGCCAUACCGGUGGACGAGCCAAUCUCGCGUCUCGUGGGGUCCAGCAGAGACUUUUCCCGGGUGUGGAGGCUGCCGACCUUCCGCUUCCAGCACGCCUUCACCUUGCUGCCGUCCCUGCAGGAGCUAGGAGAAGAGGGGAGUGGUGAUGACGAUCCGUCACGAAGGAUGGCGGCGCACCUGAAGACGCGGUAUGUGGAGCUCCUGCGAGAGGUCGGCUUCGACACCUCAUCUCUUCUCGCUCAAGAGCCUACCCGAACGCCAGGGGACGCCACCGCCUCCACCGUCCCCGUGUCCACGCUCCCUCCCUACAACGCCGUCCUGACGCCGCGGUGGCUGAUGCUGGUGCCCCGCUCCCGCCGCGAGUGGGGCGGCAUCGACGUGAACGGGAUGGGCUUCCUCGGGGCGUUGCUAGUCCGCGACAAGGCGUUCGCGGGGGAGGGGGCCGGCGUGGCAUCGGUCCGCGAGCCCGGCGCGCUCGCGGUGCUGGAAGGGGUGACCUUCGGAGCUUCGGGAUGAUGGUGAUGAUGAUGAUGAUGAUGGAGGUUGGGGGCGUGCUCGUGUUUAGCAUGCCUUAGCGAUUAGACCAUUGACCGGUGAAAUAUGGGAUUGCAAUCGUUAUCCGUUAUCCGGGCGAGCUGUGAUCACUUCGGCUUGGAGAUGAUGAUUUGGGGGGAUGCAAGUUCAAUUUCCAUGGCGAGACGUGAUGACCUUCAGAGCUUCGAGAUGAUGAUGACGACGAUGAUGAUGAUGAUGAUGGUUAUGAUGGGCUAAACUUUUUUUGGGGUAAUGCAUGACUUCCCUCGGAGCUUCGAUCUGAUGGAUGUGAGGGAUACUUUGCAAGUAAAUACCUUGUCGGGUCGAUAUGGUGAUAUGAUGACGAGUCUGCCUGGCUGACCCGGCUCCACCCUCCCCUCGCACCCUCGCUUUUGAGGACGGAACCGCGUAACUAGGUGUGCCACUUUUCCGCCGCCGUUUGCUGCUGGCGGCUGGUGUUUGUGUCAAGUGUUUUGGUUAUUGCUGCUGUAUUGUUGUUUUUGUUUGUGCGGCGGUGUCUUGUGCCCUUUGAGGUGCCGCCCUCUGACAGGUCUCGGCUUGUCCGAGCAAAGAGAGGUUUGUAUGAUGUAUAUGCGGUGUUUUUGUGACGUGGAGCGAGCGUUGGUUGAUGCUGUUUUUUUUUUUUUGGUUUGUGUUGUUUUCAACGACGUCCGUCCGGAGGAAGGGACGCCGCCGGUAAAAAGAGGACGGUCUUAUCUGCAAUACUCCUCAAAUUCUUGUGGUUUUGUGACAUGGAGCGCGCUG